Molecule: messenger RNA, 1533 nt
Organism: Striga hermonthica
Lineage: Eukaryota; Viridiplantae; Streptophyta; Magnoliopsida; Lamiales; Orobanchaceae
Source: the annotation of a GenBank genome assembly
AUGGGCUGCUGUUGUUCGAAAUUCCCACCAACCGAGACGCAGCCGGUGAAGGAGAAGUCCCAAAACCUCGGCCCGGCUCCACAUGUUACCGGACCGCCGUCGCCGCCCACCGCCCCACCGUCUGGCGGCGGACCUGACCCUGGCGCAGCUCCACCUGGGGUUCCAACGUUUUGCGAGUUUUCCCUCUCUGACCUCAGAACAGCUACGAGUAACUUCAGCCGGGAUUUCAUAGUCUCAGAAAGUGGAGAAAAGGCCCCUAACGUUGUCUACAAAGGGCGCCUGCAAAACCGCCGGUGGAUCGCCGUCAAGAGAUUCCCUAAGUCUGCCUGGCCCGACCCGAAACAGUUUGCGGAGGAGGCAUGGGGAGUUGGUAAGUUGAGGCACAGAAGGCUUGCAAAUUUGAUAGGGUAUUGCUGUGAGAGUGAUGAAAGGUUGCUAGUUGCAGAGUUCAUGCCCAAUGAUACUCUUGCUAAGCAUUUGUUCCACUGGGAAAAGCAGACCAUUGAGUGGGCUAUGCGCUUAAGAGUGGCACUUUAUAUAGCUGAGGCCUUAGAAUAUUGUAUUAGUGCCGGCCAUUCGUUGUACCACGACCUCAAUGCAUACAGGAUUCUCUUUGACGAGGAAGGCGAUUCUCGGCUUUCAUGUUUUGGCCUCAUGAAAAAUAGCCGGGAUGGAAGGAGUUAUAGCACAAAUCUUGCCUACACUCCACCUGAAUAUUUGAAAAAUGGAAGAGUUACCCAAGAAAGUGUGGUAUACAGUUACGGUACAGUCCUCUUGGAUCUGCUGAGCGGUAAACAUAUACCUCCGAGCCACGCUCUUGAUAUGAUACGCGGUAAAAACAUGAUAAUUUUGAUGGAUUCGCAUUUAGAGGGAAAAUUUUCUUCGGAAGAGGCAACAGCGGUUGUGGGUCUCGCCUCUAAAUGCCUGCAACACGAACCUAGGGAGAGGCCAAAUAUAAAAGAUCUCGUCACAACUCUUUCCCCUUUACAGCUCAAAUCAGACGUUCCCUCACUCGUGAUGCUCGGAGUUUCUAAGCAUGAAGAAUCUCCGAAAAGCCCACAACGAGCGCUAUCGCCAAUGGGUGAGGCGUGUUCGCGAAUGGAUCUAACCGCAAUACACCAAAUCUUGGUUACCACUCACUAUCGAGACGAUGAAGGAACCAAUGAGUUAUCAUUCCAAGAAUGGACACAACAGAUGAGAGAUUUGUUGGAUACUCGUAAGAGAGGGGAUUUCGCGUUUCGUGAUAAGGACUUCAAGGUCGCCGUAGAUUGUUAUUCUCAGUUUAUCGAUGUGGGAGCCAUGGUGUCCCCAACUGUAUACGCGCGCCGUAGCUUGUGUUAUCUGAUGAACGACCAAGCUGAUGUGGCACUUCGAGAUGCAAUGCAAGCACAAAUCGUGUAUCCCGAUUGGCCCACAGCUUUCUACAUGCAAUCGGUUGCACUCGCCAAGCUGGACAUGCACCAGGAUGCAGCCGACAUGCUCAAAGAGGCGGCUGGGCUCGAAGACAAGCGGCAAAAAGGCGGAGGAUCGUAA